UUGCGCCACCUCUCACCAUCCACUCUGCAAACAAACGCAACAUGAAACGGAUGUCAUCCUUGCAGAAGAGGACGGUUUUAACCCCAACAAAGUCAAGUAGAGACUGUUCCAGAGCCAGGAACCAGGCCCAGUCCACUAGCGGAGAGAGAGCCUUGGCCCACAGCGAAGUCCUCUCAGAUCCAUCCACUGUGGCCAACAGAGAGUUGCAGUACAGACAGAGUCCACAC
Molecule: messenger RNA, 227 nt
Organism: Geodia barretti
Lineage: Eukaryota; Metazoa; Porifera; Demospongiae; Tetractinellida; Geodiidae
Source: the annotation of a GenBank genome assembly